Eubalaena glacialis (North Atlantic right whale) is the source of this 555-nucleotide messenger RNA. It is a transcript of the gene RAX2, whose product is annotated as retina and anterior neural fold homeobox 2. The coding region runs from base 1 to 555 and encodes 184 amino acids. The transcript has 2 exons. Gene Ontology annotation, biological process: positive regulation of transcription by RNA polymerase II. Lineage: Eukaryota; Metazoa; Chordata; Mammalia; Artiodactyla; Balaenidae. Gene Ontology annotation, molecular function: DNA-binding transcription factor activity, RNA polymerase II-specific; RNA polymerase II cis-regulatory region sequence-specific DNA binding. The record is from RefSeq and is a predicted model, not a curated record.
AUGUUACUGAGCCCGGGCGAAGGGCCAGCGGCUGAGGGUGGGCGGCCAGGGCCUGGCGAGGAGGCCCCCAAGAAGAAGCACCGGAGGAACCGCACGACCUUCACCACGUACCAGUUGCACCAGCUGGAGCGGGCGUUCGAGACCUCCCACUACCCGGACGUUUACAGCCGCGAGGAGCUGGCCGCCAAGGUGCACCUGCCCGAGGUGCGCGUGCAGGUGUGGUUCCAGAACCGCCGGGCUAAGUGGCGCCGCCAGGAGCGUCUGGAGUCAGGCUCCGGGGCCGUGGCAGCCCCGAGGCUCCCCGAGGCCCCAGCACUGCCCUUUGCCCGCCCUCCCGCCAUGCCACUGCCCCUGGAGCCCUGGCUGGGCCCUGGGCCCCAAGCCGUGCCGGGACUCCCGCGCCUCCUGGGCCCGGGUCCGGGGCUGCAGGGGUCCUUCGGGCCCCACGCCUUUGGUCCAGCCUUCACGGACGGUUUCACCCUGGAGGAGGCGUCCUUGCGGCUGCUGGCCAAGGAGCACGUGCAGGCUCUGGACAGGGCCUGGCCAUCGGCCUGA